CAGGUCCCUCCCAGUUCACCAUCAGGGUCCAAAUCGACCGGCCCAGCCCAGUGACGACUCUCUCAUUGUCACCGCCGUCUUCUAGUCGUUGUCAUUUACGAGUGUCUGUUGCGUCCGUUUAAUCUUCAUCUUCCAUAGACUGUCGCAUUGGUGUCGUCAUUGUCCCUCGGGGAUUGUACUCGUAUAGUCCAUGCCACAUCCCCGUUACGUAAGAGUCCUUCACAAUUAGGUCAGUGCGACUGUGCUCUCUCUGGUCUAUCGCCAACACCGACUCAGUGCUUCCAGUGAUCUUACCGUGGCUUGGCUGACUACUGUCUCCGCCCCUCCUACAGUUCCUCACCCGCUCCACCCAAACGUAAACACCUUAUCAAACCCAGGUGGUGCAGUAGUUUCCAGGAAACGUAGCCAAGAUGAAGGUGUCUGUGCGCCUGCGUGGGGAGUGGCUGCAGGUACCGUGUAAAACAGGGAAGGAGACAGUGUCAUGGCUCGGGGAGGAGACCCUGAGGAGAUACAUGAAGCUCAAGCCCGCCACCCACGUCCCCAACAAGACUGAAGCAGUGGCCAGCGUCCGCAAGACUCGAGGCGGUGCCAUCUUGGAUCCUUCAGAUAAUGUCAGCGACGUCUUGGAUGAUAAUGACUUCGUGUCUGUUGUUCUGGACAGCGACCGACCCAAUCCUAUAACGGAGCAGGCGGAGGUGAAGUACGUGACGGAGCAAGUGCCAGGUCUCUACACACCCCCGGACGAGUACCUGACGCUGGAUGGCGCCACCCUCACGCCGGAGGACCUCAUAGCGCUGGGGAAGGGCGCCUAUAAGAUCAGGCUGAGUCAGGAGUCGGAGGUGGCGGUGAAAGCUGCUCGUGUGUUGGUAGAGGAGAUCAUCAAGGAGAAGAAAGGUCAGGUCACGAGAGGUCAAAUAGAGCUGACAGUCCAGUCCACUUUGCUGGUGUGGGCAACCCACUCAAGAGACAGGAUGUUGCUGGCCCUCAGGAUCAACGUACUAGCCAAGGGGUGUUCAGGCAUCAGUCACGAGGUCAUCUUACAAUACAUCGAGGCUUUCAAUGAGUCUUGUCUGCCGUGGGUACCAGAGAAGGGGACAGUGGGGGCAUCAGGAGAUCUGGCACCUUUGUCUCACUUAGCACUAGGCAUGAUGGGUGAGGGCAAGAUGUGGAGCCCAAAAACUGGCUGGGGAAAUGCUAAAUAUGUAUUGGAGGCUCACAACCUGAAGCCCGUCAAGCUGAAUGCCAAGGAAGGUAUUGCACUCAUCAACGGGACGCAGCUUAUUACCUCUCUCGGAGCCGAGGCCCUGGAGAGAGCUGAAAUAGUAGCCAAACAGGCGGACGUGGUGGCCGCCCUCACGUUGGAGGUGCUGAAAGGCACCUCCAGGGCCUUCGACAGUGAUGUACACAAGCUGCGUCACCACAAGGGCCAGAUUGAGGUUGCCAGGAGAAUCAGGGCGCUGCUGCACAACGACACAUACUCCUCCGAGAUUGCAGAGUCACACAGGUUUUGCGAUCGCGUACAAGAUGCCUACACCCUCCGCUGCACUCCCCAGGUCCACGGCAUCGUUCAUGACACACUUCACUUUGUCCGUGGCAUCCUUACUGACGAAAUGAACUCUGCUACUGACAACCCCCUGGUACUGUCGGAGAGGAAGGAGAUCAUCAGUGCGGGGAAUUUCCACGGCGAGUAUCCAGCUAAAGCCGCCGACUAUCUCGCUAUUGGUAUACAUGAAAUAGCCAGUAUGUCUGAGAGGAGGAUUGAGCGUCUCGUUAAUCCAGCCUUGAGCGAGCUGCCAGCGUUCUUAGUGAAGGAUGGAGGUCUCAACUCGGGUUUUAUGUUGGCUCACUGUACGGCUGCCUCUCUAGUGUCGGAGAACAAGGUGUUGUGUCAUCCGGCCAGCGUAGACUCCCUCACCACUUCGGCAGGCACAGAGGACCACGUAUCUAUGGGAGGGUUCGCUGCACGUAAGGCUCUCAUGGUGGUAGAAAACGUAGAGCGGGUAAUCGCCAUAGAACUCUUGGCCGCUUGUCAGGCUAUCGAGUUCCUCCGACCACUCAAGACCACCACCCCCCUGGAGGAGGUCAUCAGGGUCGUUCGCUCCGUCUCCAGUGCCUUCGAUAAAGACCGCUUCAUGGCCCCAGAGAUCAACAUCACCACCGAGCUGAUUAAGGACAACAAGAUCUGGAAUGCUGUGAAACACCACAUAGAACACUACCACCACGUCCAGGACGUGGAGACUCGUGUGUUCUCCCCCAGCAUGAGUUUCAUCGGCAGUGGUCCCCCUCGGCCCCUCAAGCGGGGGAUCAACAACGGUGGGGGUCCACGCUCCCCUGCACACCUAAAGAGGCAGCGCACCUCCAGCAGGAACAACCCCUAGACCGACACCAACCUGUAACUAAUAUGGACAACAAGUACCAGCGCCAAACACCGAUGCUGAGGGAAGGAGCGUCAGCUGCAGUACAGGAACGACAAGACCAAGUGUAACAACAUCAGCCCUGGACAAUUAAUACAGACCAAUGCCAUAAUUAAUAAUUUGUUGGAGAAACAAGAACGAUAAAUAGUAGUAAAAAAAAAGCCGCCAGACAGGAAACUUAUAUAAAUCUCACACGCUAUGUAAUUGAAAAUAUUGUUACAUCUAUAAGCUUACACCCACAGUAGUUUUUUUUUAUAUAAAAUAAAUUGCCUGGCUUUGUUAAGUCAAGCAAUGUUUUCUUUUUCUUUCCUCCUUUUUAAAGUACUGUACGGCUUACAUGGACCAAUAACACAUCUUGGUCACCAUUGUUUUUGGUAACACAUGGAAUACUCGACUGAUGUAAAUCAAUGAAUAUGUUGAUAUUCGCGAUGUGUACUGUACAACAUAUAAGUUGAGGAGAUGGGCAAAUACAUGUGGAUGUUUCUA
Messenger RNA from Homarus americanus (American lobster), 2900 nucleotides. RefSeq names its product histidine ammonia-lyase-like. Gene Ontology annotation, molecular function: histidine ammonia-lyase activity. Gene Ontology annotation, biological process: L-histidine catabolic process. The coding region runs from base 411 to 2378 and encodes 655 amino acids. NCBI's taxonomy places the organism in Eukaryota, Metazoa, Arthropoda, Malacostraca, Decapoda, Nephropidae. Gene Ontology annotation, cellular component: cytoplasm. The record is from RefSeq and is a predicted model, not a curated record. The transcript has 16 exons.